This is a messenger RNA of Gopherus evgoodei (Goodes thornscrub tortoise), 3134 nucleotides long. RefSeq names its product ClpB homolog, mitochondrial AAA ATPase chaperonin (gene CLPB). Gene Ontology annotation, cellular component: cytoplasm; mitochondrion. Gene Ontology annotation, molecular function: protein binding; ATP binding; ATP hydrolysis activity. Gene Ontology annotation, biological process: cellular response to heat. Lineage: Eukaryota; Metazoa; Chordata; Testudines; Testudinidae. The record is from RefSeq and is a predicted model, not a curated record.
CGGGCCGGGGCAACGAUGCUGGUCUCCCUGCUGCGCAGACCUCCGCCUCCGGGCCUCGUCCGGCUCCUGAGGGCCCGGCCGCCGCCCUCCCGCGGCGCCUCGGCGCGGACAGACCGGGCGGGCGAAGGCGGGGCCGCUGGGGGGCGCAGGGAGCCGCAGGACCGGGGAGCGGCCGCUAGGGGGCGCGAGGCGGCACAGCUGCAGUACCAGCGCGCGGCCGGCAGAGCACAGGGGCUGCAGUGCCUGGGGGCAGCCGCGAGGGGGCGCAGGGAGCUGGAGCGGCUGCUAGAGCUGGGCACGGGUACCGGAGGGGGGAGGGUGCCAGGGCUGCAGGAGCUGGGCAUGGACAUGGGUGAGUUCAGGGUGCCAGGGCUGCAGGAGCUGGGCAUGGACAUGGGUGAGUUCAGGACGCCAGGGCUGCAGGAGCUGGUCGUGGACAUGGGUGAGUUCAGGGUGCCAGGGCUGCAGGAGCUGGGCGUGGACAUGGGUGAGUUCAGGACGCCAGGGCUGCAGGAGCUGGGCAUGGACAUGGGUGAGUUCAGGACGCCAGGGCUGCAGGAGCUGGGCAUGGACAUGGGUGAGUUCAGGACGCCAUGGCUGCAGGAGCUGGGCCCAUGCUCCACAUUGGCCAGGGCACCAGAGCUGCCGUUCUUAGUUGCACCCGGCCGGGAGCUGGAGCUGCAGUACCCAGGACCGGCUGUGGAGUGGCGCGUUCGUCUCAGACCAGACCCCACGGGGCAUCAGAAGAAGAGGGAGAGCUGGACUCGCCGGGCCGUGCUUCCUGCGUUUGCUGCUGCGCUGGUGUAUUGCUACAGCAAGAGCCAUGCAUCCAAGGAAGAUGCCCUGUUGGAAGCCGCAAGGAUCAACAACGUUUCAGAAGUCGACAGGUUGUUGUUGGAAGGCACCGAUGUGAAUGCUAGGCACAAGCUUGGCUGGACAGCCCUCAUGGUAGCAGCUAUAAACAGAAAUUCUAGUGUGGUAAAGAUCCUGCUUGCAGCUGGUGCUGACCCAAACCUCGGAGAUGAAUUCAACAGCGUGUAUGAGACUGCCAAAGAAAAGGGCCUCCAUUCAUUGGAAGUUCUGGUAACCCGGGAGGAUGAUUUCAACAACCGCCUGAACAACCGAGCCAGUUUCAAGGGAUGCACGGCUCUGCAUUACGCUGUGCUCGCUGACGACUACAUGACUGUCAAAUUGCUGCUAGACGGAGGUGCCAGCCCUCUGCAGAGGAAUGAAAUGGGGCACACACCACUGGAUUAUGCCCGUGACGGGGAAGUCAUGAAACUUCUGAAAGCAUCGGAAACAAAGUUCCAGGAGGAGCAACGUAAAAGAGAGUUAGAGGAACGACGCAGAUUUCCACUGGAGCAGCGGCUAAAAGAGCAUAUCAUUGGGCAAGAGAAUGCCAUAGCAACAGUGGGAGCUGCAAUUCGGAGAAAGGAAAAUGGCUGGUACGACGAAGAACAUCCCCUGGUUUUUCUGUUCUUGGGAUCAUCAGGAAUAGGUAAAACAGAGUUGGCCAAACAGACAGCCAAGUACAUGCACAAAGAUGCCAAGAAGGGUUUCAUUAGACUGGACAUGUCAGAGUUCCAGGAAAGGCAUGAGGUUGCCAAAUUUAUUGGCUCUCCGCCAGGCUACGUUGGCCAUGAAGAAGGUGGGCAGCUGACCAAGAAGCUAAAGCAGUCACAUGCUGUGGUUCUCUUUGAUGAGGUGGACAAAGCCCAUCCAGAUGUUCUCACCAUUAUGCUGCAGCUCUUGAUGAAGUAAGGCAGGCUGACAGAUGGGAAGGGAAAGACCAUUGACUGCAAGGAUGCCAUCUUCAUCAUGACCUCCAACGUGGCAAGUGAUGAGAUAGCCCAGCAUGCCCUGCAGCUCAGACAGGAGGCCCUGGAAAUGAGCAGGAACAGGAUUGCCGAAAACCUAGAUGAUGUCCAGCUAACUGACAAGAUAACCAUCUCGAAGCAAUUCAAGGAGAAUGUUAUUCGCCCAAUCUUAAAGGCUCACUUCCGAAGAGAUGAGUUUCUGGGAAGGAUCAACGAGAUUGUUUAUUUUCUCCCCUUCUGUCACUCGGAGCUGAUCCAGCUCGUCAGCAAGGAGCUGAGCUUUUGGGCCAAGAGGGCCAAAGUAAGACACAACAUCACUUUGGUGUGGGACAGGGAGGUGAUGGAUGUGCUGGCAGACGGCUACAAUCUGCACUAUGGCGCCCGGUCUAUUAAACAUGAGGUAGAGCGUCGUGUUGUGAACCAAUUAGCUGCCGCUUAUGAGCAGGACCUUCUGCCAAGAGGCUGCACCUUGCGAAUCACAGUGGACGAUUCGGACAAACAGCUGCUGAAAACCAAGGACAGCUCCUCCCCUGAGGAGGAGGAGAAGAAGGCCCCGACGCUGCGGCUGGAGAUAGUUGAGAAGGACAGCAAAAGCCGAAAACUGGACAUCCAGGCUCCAGUGAGCCCUGAUGAAAUCUCCUUUAUGUUAUAGCCACAGGGAACGUCUCGCACACCACACUCAGCCAAAGCAGCCCACGGCGGCACACUUCCAGUUGUACUGGUCAUGAAUAAAAUAACCACGAGACACGGAAUUUGCAAAAUGGCCCAUCAGUGAGUAAGGACAAUGGUGAUGGAUCCCAGCCCCCGGAACCGGAGGGUGGGGUUCUGGAAGGUGACGCUUUCUUUGUUUUGUUAUUGACUCUCCUAGGCAGGAGAGACCAUAGGCUAACUCUCCUGUGUCUGCACUGAGUCAGGGUCGGACACCUCCAUCACAGGCAAGAAUCCUAUCCACUGUCCUAGUGACAUGCCGUGCUGCCAUUCGGUUUACCUGAAGGAUGUGGAGAGGGGGUAGAUAUAUUGCAGUGUGGAAACUCUUCAAGUCCGAGGAAGUAUGUAGGGGUUUUCAAAGAGGAAGUUAAGGCACAUCCCAAGUCAGACCAGCUGUAGCGAGUUUGGCUCUGGUAAGGAUUUCUGGAGAGAACAGGGGUGUAUGCACCGCUAACUGCAGAAUGUGCGGGGAUGGCUUUGCAGCUGAGAGGAGCCAUGUCAGAUGGUUAGCUGUGUGACGGCUUGGUUUUCACAGUCCCCGUGUGCUCCCCGGCCCCAUGGGCUUCAGACACAACCUUUAAUUUAUUUCAAUAAAAUUCAAAAUCUUCA